AAGCUGUUAUUAAUUGUAGUUUUUAGUAAACUAUUUGUUAUAAAUUAGGUCUAUACUAUCGAAGCUAAAAAAUUUUUUCUAAUCAGAUUCAACUGUAAUGGCUUUAAGCCGUGGAGGAUUUGAAACUCAAUUUAGUGGAAUAAAUUCUUAUUCAAAUAUUGGGAGAAAGCCUCCAGAUCUAUCUCCACCGGGAAACAGUUAUACAUCAAAUUUUAUGAGCAGCAAUAAUAAAGUUGGUUUUUUUAAAAAAGAUGAAAAUGAAGGUGAUGGUGAUUCUUUUUAUGGAAAAAAUUUUUUGCAAAGAAAUAAUAGUUCCAGUGAUUCAUUAUCGAAUCAAAUGUCUGGUAUGAAUUUAUAUGGUAAUUCUAUGUCACUGUCUUCUUCAGCAUUCAAAACAAAAGAACAAACAGAAAGAUCCAAUUCACCUAAUUGGGUGUCAGGAUGGGGACAAACAGAUCCUAAUGCAGAUUUGUGGAAUAGAUCAACUCUAGGAAGUUCUUCAAAUUUAAAUAAGGUUUCUGGAAAUAAUGGGUUUUCACAAGGAUUUAGCAGCUCUGGUUUUUCAAAUCUUCCAACAUCUUCACGGUCUAACUCUACUAGCAGUAAUUCAUUAUUACAACUUCAAUUUUCUAGAAGCAUGUCAUCACAAUCAAACAAUAUCUUUUCAUCUACUACCCAAUCUUCUUCUGAUAUUCAAAAUCAUCAACAAAAUCUUAAACUUCUAUCUGGACAAUCAUCACCAAGAAGUGGCCUUUUAUCACUAGGACAUCAACAACAGCAUAUACAAAACUCUCAACAACAGCAACAACGUGGCGUUAUAGGGCAAAUGUCAAUGCAAGGUCAUUCUUCACCAAGCAAUUCUCCAGGACUUGUCAUUGGAAAUAAAAUGAGUGCAAGUCAAACAUCUAGAGCAAUCGGCUUGCCCCCAUCCUCAAUGGGUUUAGGCAGCUCAACUUCUCCUCUUUCAAAUAGUAACUUCCCAGGAUUUAUAGGUGGCCAAAUUAAUAGAAGUAGUAUUUCUAGUAAUAGCACUUUUGGUCAGGGCAUUUUAAGUUCUACUACUCCUUCCACCAAUACAUCUUCAAGUAGAGACUCUAAUUCCAAUAGUCAUGGCAACAUUGGACCUCCUAAUUCAACUGGAGGUGCUACAGUUUUUGACAACGAGUUUCCUGCUUUGGCAAAUAGACUUGGAAACUCAUCUUCUUCUCGACCUGGGCAAAGUUCCUUUUCAUUUGUCAUGUCAACAGGAAAUAAGUCGUUAGAUGCUAAUCAAGAAUUUCAAAUUCAAAAUGAAGACUUUCCUGCAUUACCUGGUGCAACACAACAACAAAUGCAAUCUGACGGUAGUGCUCUUGGCGGCGGCAUACAAGGAAUUACACAAUCCACUUCUUCAACAUCAAAUACUCUCCAGCACCAAGAUAGUAAAGAAAAUUUAACAACAGAAAAUUAUGGUUUAGGUUCUUCUUAUGAGCAAAUUCUCAAAGAUGGCAGGUCGGUUGACAAAAAAACAAGAACUUCUAUUUCUGGUAUCCAGACAAACUCAUCGGGUGUCAUAACUAAUAUUCCAUCAGGUAUGGUAACUGACCAAUUUGGUAUGAUUGGAUUACUUACAUUUAUUCGAGCUGCGGAGACAGAGCCUAAUCUUGUAACUUUGGCACUUGGCAGUGAUUUGACUACCCUUGGAUUGAACCUUAACUCCACAGAGAGUCUUUAUCACACGUUUGGUUCACCAUUUUCAGACUCUACUUGUAAACCACAUGAAAUAGAUUUUUAUGCACCUCAAGAAUAUCUUAUAAGUUCGUAUAUAAGAGAUAAAUUAGCUCCUAUUAAACUCGGACGUUAUGGUGAAGAUCUUUUGUUUUAUUUAUAUUAUACAAAUUGUGGCGAUAUUCUUCAAUUGGCUGCUGCCGCUGAACUAUACGCUCGAGAUUGGAGGUAUCAUAAAGACGAACGCGUUUGGAUCACACGUUUUCCUGGUAUGGAACCUCAAAUCAAAACAGCUUCCUAUGAGAAAGGGACAUAUUAUUAUUUUGAUCCACAAGGUUGGAGAAAAGUAGCGAAAGAGUUUUACGUUGAGUACGACAAGCUAGAAGAAAAACCCACAGCACAAGCAUUGCAACAACAACAAGCGCAACAACAAACACAACAGGUGGCGUAGAUUUUCUCGCAACAUUAUUAUUCUCGUAAGCAUGAAGCUUUUCGUGGAUUUGAUAGUGACUUAAAAGAUAAACAUUCUCGUACUGCAGACAUUUUGAGGUUCGAAACUAGGUCACUCCGAUUUGUAAGAAUGAAUAUUGAAUAUAUGAAUACAUAA
This is a messenger RNA of Hydra vulgaris (swiftwater hydra), 2314 nucleotides long. Its product is annotated as CCR4-NOT transcription complex subunit 2. Lineage: Eukaryota; Metazoa; Cnidaria; Hydrozoa; Anthoathecata; Hydridae. Gene Ontology annotation, biological process: nuclear-transcribed mRNA poly(A) tail shortening; regulation of DNA-templated transcription; regulation of stem cell population maintenance. Gene Ontology annotation, cellular component: CCR4-NOT core complex; P-body. The record is from RefSeq and is a predicted model, not a curated record.